AUGGUGGACAUGGGUUUGACAUUGAUUGCUAUAGCAGGUGUACUGGCGACAGGCACGCUUGCCUCUAGCCGAUGUAACGAGAACGUACUAAAGAAGAGCAUCGCUCAGGCUCAGGAGGAAUGCGUGCAGUACUUGAACAUCCCACGCGCCCGUCUAGCUGUCUACAACGAGUUCAUCUAUCCGAAGGACACCGAGACGCAACGCAUGGUACGCUGUGUGGGCAUCAAUCUUGGAUGGUGGAACGACACGAACGGAGUGCAGGAAGCCGUAAUACGUAGCUACUUCCAUCCGGAUCCGGAAGACUGUCUAUACGAUCGACGCACCUAUCACUGCCUCAAAUCACAACGCCUCGAUUGCCCAACGUUGGAUCCCAGCGCGCGAGCGUACGAGUCCUUCCGUUGUUACUACGAGCAGUAUGGCAACAUCGUCACUACGCCGCAGUUUGUUCCUUUUACUUCCCUGCAAUUGGUGGACGUCAUGAUGCAGUGCGAUACCAUGUUGCAGCAACCAGACGAUGCACCGUGUACAAGGAUCUUCAAACCGUCUGAGCGAUACAUUGGCUGUUUGCUGCGGUGUUUUUUGCUGCGAACGGGCUUGUACAGUGAACAUCAUGGGCCCAAUCUCGAUCGCUUGUAUGUCCAAUGCAACAAUUACGCGAACGAGACGCUGUUCCGCGAGAGAACUACUUCCUGCUAUCGGCACCUGAAAUCGGAGUGUUUGGAUGAGUGCACGCUGGUGCGAAGAUUUGUUGGGGAAUGUUUCGACGAUGGUUUACUGCAAUUAAUACGCCUACACAUUAAUACAAAUUUAAAUGGGGCGUCUGUAACAAUUGGCGUAACGGGUAAUGUUGAUGUUGGACUUGGUGCUGCCACCGGUGCCCUAGCCGGUAGCCUAGUCAGUGGCCUCAUCGGUGGCCUCACUAUGCCUGUUGCAGGUGUAGGUGGGAUGGUGGGAGGUGUGCUUUAG
Molecule: messenger RNA, 966 nt
Organism: Anopheles nili
Lineage: Eukaryota; Metazoa; Arthropoda; Insecta; Diptera; Culicidae
Product: general odorant-binding protein 45-like
Exons: 1
Coding region: 1-966 (321 amino acids)
Biological process (GO): sensory perception of smell
Molecular function (GO): odorant binding
Source: RefSeq, a predicted model, not a curated record